AACUGUGUGGUGAUCAUGUUCGAUGAUUGGGCAGAAAGAAGGCAUGUUUUGCUAACUGUACGCAUACAUUUUCAGUAGAAAGGAUCUGUGAGAGCCAGUUGUAUUUGUAUGAGAUUUGUGUGGAGCUUCUGCUCUGGGAAAAAUACGGUCAGCUGUUCGUAUCCCAAAUUCCGGUGUCGUAAGAAUGUGUUUGUGUAGGUUCGUGAUGGAGCAUAGGGAUUUCUAAUUGCGAAGGGUUCGUGGAGGGGUUUUAUAAGUCCACAUGGAAGUCAGGCGUAAGUGACCAGUACACUAUUAAAAAUAUUCUGUAGUUGUGGUACUUUGACAACGAAUAAAAUGGAUUCAAGAAGAAUGAGUUUCAAGAAUCCAUUUCCCCGGCCAUGGAUGGAAAAUUCCGGCGCCGCAGCAGCGGUAGGUGGAAGCUCCGUGGGUCUUAAAGGAAUUAUAGCUGGUGGAAUCACAGGAGGCAUUGAGAUAUGUAUCACAUAUCCAACAGAAUAUGUGAAGACACAACUACAGUUAGAUGAGAAAGCUGGCACUGCUGCCAAGCAGUACUCAGGCAUCUGGGAUUGUACCAAGAAAACUGUCCAGAGACAUGGUGUGUUUGGGUUGUACAGAGGCCUUAGUGUUUUGGUAUAUGGCUCCAUACCAAAAUCAGCUGUGAGGUUUGGUGCAUUUGAGACAUUCAAGAAGUUUACAGUGGAUGACAAGGGGAACCUCCGUCCUGUGGACAGAAUGCUGUGUGGUUUGGGCGCUGGAGUUUGUGAGGCCAUUUUUGCUGUUACCCCUAUGGAAACAGUCAAAGUGAAAUUCAUCAAUGAUCGGAGGUCUGCCAACCCAAGAUUUAGGGGAUUCUUUCAUGGCUGCUCAGUAAUUGUUAAAGAUGAAGGCUUUGGAGGGCUGUACAAGGGGGUAACAGCCACAAUAUUAAAGCAAGGUAGCAACCAGGCUAUCCGCUUCUUUGUGAUGGAAACGUGCAAGGACCUGUAUAGAGGGGGUGACCCCAAGAAACCUAUUCCUACUCUUGUAACAGGAGUAUUUGGUGCUUUCGCUGGUGCCUGUUCAGUGUUCGGCAACACACCCAUUGAUGUUGUCAAAACAAGGAUGCAGGGUUUGGAAGCCAAAAGGUACAAGAAUACCUUAGAUUGUGCUAUAAAAGUGUUCCAAAACGAAGGAGUUGCAGCGUUUUACAAGGGCACAGUUCCUCGACUGAGUCGUGUAUGCCUGGAUGUUGCAAUCACAUUCAUGCUGUACGAUAGCUUCAUGGAAGUGUUCAACAAAAUGUGGCCUUGAAGGCAGUCAUUCCAUAUCGGCAUGUUGUCAUGCAGUAGUACAUUGAAUGUUAGAUAUGUAUUUGUGCACUAAAUCUGUAGGGUUUACCACUAUGCAACACAACAGGAUGCAUUGAAACUGUGGGAAAAGUGUUGGUCACUUUGGGUUAUUUUGGAUGUGUCUUAUUGUAAUUCUGAUACUACAUUGUCUCGCUGAGGGUACACGUUGUAGUUUUGAACCGCCAUUAGCAUGCAAAACUUAACAUACUUUGGCAGAAGUCUGUUAUAGGCCCACUUUCAUUUCUUUAAUAAUGGGUAAUAAGAACAUACACAAAAAGUUAUUGUUGUGUUACACCAUAUUCCAAGAAAUCUAGCCAUUAUAUGUGUAGUGCUUUUUUGCAAGUGAGAGCAUUUAUGCACAAGUAUCUCCUGUGUAGAGGUGUGACUUCUUAAUCAGCAGAAGUGCUGGGCUGCAGGUUGAACAGUUUGUGUUCAGUUUUCAGCAAAAGUGUUGGGAUAUUUCUUAUGGUAAGCAUUCCAAAAAUGUCCCUUUUCAUCUACUAUUUACUGGGGAUCUUAGGGGCUGUUACCAGAUUUAUAAAGCUGGAACAUGUAACUGAUCUCUCACAUCUAUCAAGUGUGGACGUUAAGAAUGCAUGCAACUCUACCUCUUCACCCUCUGUACCUUCUUGGCAUGGUUGUUAGGCACAGGGAUAAUUUCCAGUGAACUUCAAAAUUAAUUUCUCCUGUCAGUUUAAAUUAGCACACUCAUCCUUAUGGUCAGUUAUAGGUCAUACCAUAAAUGGUUGUUUAAAAUGGAGUGUGUUGCAUGUUGUUGUGCUGCAUCGUGAGUGGUCUACUGCAGUCAUGAGGGAAAUUAGGGGUCUUUGAGAUUGUAUGUGUAAUGUAUGCACACCAGCUGCAUAUUUUUUUGUAAUGUAGAAAUGUAGUGAAGGGAGAAUAUAAGCAGCUGUGUAUAAUGACUGACAGAACAUAAUUACAAUAAAAUAAGUAAAUCUUGGGUGAAAACUUUUGGAUUAGGUACAUUUUGUGAAACUGAUUUAAUACAUCUCUAUUUUUUUAGCAUUUGGUACAAUGUAAACAUUAUGUUUUUACAUUCCUUUAUAUGUAGUGAGAAAGACUGCAGACAUUGAAGACUUUUUAAAACUAGAUUCUUAACUCAUAAUGAGGACCAGUAGUAUACUUCCAUUAUGUAUGCUUCUGUAAUUCAUUUCAAGUGAAGUUUCUCACUGUGAAUAUUUAAUUUCAUAAAUCUUUAGUUCCCAGAGCCUAGCCAUGAUCCAUACAGUUUCUGUUCAGGGGUAUUAUAUGGCAGUAGCAGAAUUAUAGGAAAGCAGGGAUUGUAUUAAAUACUUGCACAUUUUAAGUGAAAAUAAGGGAUUUUUUUAAACUUGUCAUACAUUUUAUAAAAUUGUGUUGUAAGAAGAACAUUCCAAUCUCCAUCUUCACCUCUUCUUCUUCUUUCUGAGAGUUGAAUGCAAAUUUUUAGAGAAUAAUUGCUUUUGGAGUGAAUUAUUAUUGGAUAAACAUUUAUAAAUUUAAAACAUUUAUACACGUUUGGGACCAGAUUUAUUGCAAAUUUCAGGCUGUAUUACGUAGUGAAAUAAUUUGGGAGUUCCAGAACUGGUUCUGUGACUUUAGGGAAAUAUAAUUGAAAAUUGAUGAAAUUUUUCCAAAGCCGUUAAACAAGUUCAUUACUAACAGAAUACAAGAACAUGAAAGCAGUAUAAUAUACAAAUAAAUAAAAGUUUGUUACACUUAGAGCAAUCUUUAUAGUUAUUAAUGAGAAUAUACAUAAUUAUAUGUUCAAAAUAAAUUAUUGCACUGUGUGAUAGUUUUAUCUACAUAAUUCUGAAUUAUGACAAUUCAUUUGGCAGAGGAAUAGAAAGGUCGUUUCUCCACGGAAGUAUUUUUCUCAGUAAUUCUCACUGUAUUUAAAACUGCCACAUUUCCUAUAAAGUAAUUUAUAUUACUGCAUUUGUGAAUGAAAAUUUGGAUAUGGUUAGCAUGCAUUAAAAUAUAUGGUCUGUCCAAGAUUGAACCAUGCUUGUCUUUUGGAACUUAGCAUCAUGGUGUAUUGGACACUGUUCCUGCCUUAUGUUAGAUCUGAGUCCUAGCCAACAACCAGCUGUCCUGAGAUCUUUGUAUGGGUUUCUUCAGUUUCUCCAAGUAGAUGUCAGGAUGGCUGUUUUGUGCAGUCCAUGAUAAUUAACUGACAGGCCUCUCCAUUUACUGUGCAAAGACUUAUAUCAUUUAUCAUUCAGUAUUAUUUUUGCAAUUAAUUUACUGUUUUUCUAUAACCAAAAGUCACUGAAACACCAACCAGUUCAUGUACGACUUGACUAAAUUGUUCUGGGUAUGCAGAUCAUCUUAGACAGUGGAAAUCUUUAAACAUUAUUAAUAAGUGAUGACUGAAGAAAACUGUGGACAUUUCUUAUUCAGUUAUUUAAAUGUAUAAGCUGCCUGUUUAAUAUAAUACUACAUCUUGAGUGUAGUAUCUCAUAUUUCUCUGACUGAAUAAAAUCUGGUGCCAAUCAUUUUAGAGUAAAUUUGACAUAUUCAUUUGAGGCAUUAUUCAGUUAUGUUUGGAGUACAUAGUGUGGCUUCCAUAUUACAAUUUUUUGUCUGCCCUUUGAAGAAUAUAUAAUUGUUUUGAGUGUGUUGUUAAGUUGUCUUUACAUUCCACCUGAAAGUAUAUUGUAAUGAGAUAAUUUUUCAUUCCAUGUUCUUCAUAACUACUCAUUUGUUACACUGUUUAUUUUUUGAUCCUUAAAGGAUCCAAAUUAAAUAUUACAUUCAUACAGGUCACAAACAGAAGAAAGACCAAAAGUUUUCAAUUCAGCAUUUUAUUUUGGGCCUAAUAUAAUUAGUGAUUCAUUUGUUUGUGUUUUUAAAGCUGAUAAUAUAUGUUUUUGAACUGUUACUUAUUAGUGAAUAGUUUAUACUUUGUUAAGUUUAAAUUCAUGUUUGAUUAUGGAAUGUAUAGUGAAUGAAAUGAACAAAGCAAUGUGCAUAUUCUUUUGCUGCAAUUUGGAUUUUGCUCAUGACAUGAAAAUAAGACCAAAAAUGACAAAUAAUGAGAAGUGGUAUUGUUAUGAAUUAAUAUGCAUUUAAGUUUUAGUAUUUUUUAUCACGUUCCAAUUGUUAUAUAAUGUCUUUGAGUACAUGAUCAAUUUGGUGUAUUUAUUCGUCUGAAGGUGUUAGGUAGUACCAUGCUUUUAUAUUCCUCAGCUUGUAUUGUUACAAACAUUUAUUUGUUAAAAGUUUAUUAUUGAUAAAUAUAGUGUUUUACUGUAUAUUUAAAAACAGAUACAUAGAGUGAAAUCACAUUAUGACAUAUGUCUAUUGUCCUCGGAACUGUAGGCACUAAUAUGUUAUAAUGAAACUACGUAUAUGUGUCACGUUACCACUUAAUAAAGUUCAUAGUUCCUAAUGCAUCUAUUAUGAAAUUAUUUUGUUAUAUUUUACAUUAAUAAAAGAUAUUAUGCUGAGAGUGGUAACACUGUGACAUGAGACAUAAAGCUAUCAGUUAAUUUGAGGAAAGCACUAAAUCAUAUUUCAGAAUGUUUUUCAGUUUUAUUUCAUUUGAAACUCUUUUGUUUUCUCAUCAUGGAAUCCUCAGGUUAAGAGACAUGGUAAUCAGUCUUCCUGUAAAAAUGUUACCUGUAAUACCUGUAAUAAGGAUUUACUUGUGUAUCCUUUUCUUCUUGAUGUGCAUCUUUUUUUCUGUCAAAAAUAUCAAACAUUUUAGGUAGAGCUGAGAUUGAAGUUCACAGUCAAACAGAUCAAAACUAUUUGGUGUCUGCUUUGUGAUCCACUUGAUUUAGUACAGCAGAAUCCUAUCUGUAUACCAAUAUAGAUCUGAACUAGGCAGCCAUUUGUUACAGUUUCAAUGUCUUGGCAGAUGCUGGUAGCUGAGAAUGAAACUUCACAAAAUGUACAAAUUUAUAACUGGACUAAAGUUUAGUUAUAUGGAACAUCUGAAAGGAGAUAUGUUUUCAUUGUAGUACAGUUUCUCCUCAUUUCAGCAUUCAUUUGAUAUAUUCCUAGCACAGUAAUAUCUGCUAAACAUCUUUAAAAUUGGGGGUUUUCUGCUUUUCAAUAUUCAAGUUGGUGGUUGUUCAGAGAAUAUUAAAUGAGUUGCAGUAUACAUCCCUUCAGACUGGUGGCUGCACUGUUGAUAACCCCCUUUCCCAGCUAAAUAUAGAGAUCUUAAAUUGAAUAAAAUCAGCAAAGAAGAAUGAGAAAAAAAAUCAUUUUGCUUCUGCAGUGUUAUUUGAAGAAAUACUUUGAAGAUUAUUGAUAUAAUUCAUAAUGGGAUUUCACUGUAUGUUGUAAGACUUUUAUUUCAGCACUUACUGGGGUUGUGAAGUAACUGAUGCUGCAGUGAACUAUAAAUGGCAUUUGCCCAUAGUUUAAUUUAAUCACCCUGUUAGGAGAACCAAAUGUGGUAUUUGCCAGUUCCGAAUUGAGAGCACCAAUCAUUGACACAUGGUUGUUUGACUGUCAGUGUGUUAAAACUGAAUCUGAUGUUUGCCAGCUCUGAACAAAGGGUACUGACCUUUGACGCAUACAGUUACCAGCUCUUAAGAACAAUAGAACAUGAUGUAUACCAGUUCUGAACAAAGAGCACCAACCUUUGACACACACGCGCACACAAGCUAUUUGACUGUCAACCUGUUAGUACAACAGAAUGUGAUAUUUUCCAGCUCUGGACAAAGAAUACCAACUUUUGAAACAGAUGUUUGACUGUCAUCCUUUCAGUACAAUAGGAUACGAUGUUUGCCAGCUCUGAACAAAAAGCAACAACCUUUGACACAUAGUUGUUUGGCUGUUAACUACCAUGUGAGAUAGUGUUUUACUGUUCAAGCAGCAUAACUGCUGCAUGUUAAAGGUUAGUUCAGGAGAAAUGAAGACAAUUUAUUUUGUUACUGAUCAUUGAAUAUAGGAAGGUCAGUUGAGGGACUGCAGUUUUAAUCCUUUCUGAAUUAAAUUGAAUUUAGAACAAAGUCUUUUGUAUGUUUGUUUGUUUGUCUUGCUUAUAAUUCUAUUAAUAUAAACAAAUAGUUAACUUUAAAGUCAAGGCAUGACAGUAAUUUUCAUUUUCAUACUCAACAUCUGAGAUGUUAAAAUUUUAAGUAUCACGUAUUUCUGACUAAAAUCUUAUUCACUGCAUGAAAUAUGUUAACUAGAAAUUUUAUUUGCUGAUGCAAUAUGCUUUGACUUUACAGUCCACCAUUUUGGAACAAAUAACAUUAUGUUUACCAUAUUUGCUUGCUACUGUAAUGGAAGUAAAAUUGAAUAGCUACUAACAGGACUAUGAAGUCUUGGAUUGUCAUACACUAUGUGAAAGUGUUUCAACCCUUGGUGCAGCAGUUUAUCACUUUUUGCCAGCCAAAUUUUUUACAAAGAUUUGAAAAACCAGUCCUAUGCUCUAAGAAAGAAGCUGUUAGAUCAUGGAGCUGCAUUUAUUACUUUUUAUCACAUGAGUAUAUUAAAGUCAGCUUCCCAAGUUUUCCUCUUUUUUUCAAGGAAUAACUUGCCCUUAUCUCCAAUUAUAGGAAUUUUACUGCCACUUACACUAUUAAUAUUUCUUCUGCCAUACCAGGCUUUAAACCUUAUCCUAGACUGGCAGGCCAUUUCAUCAAAAGGAUUUUUCAGUUUUUUUAUAUAAAUGAAAUUUAGUUUACAUAGCUUCAGCUUCAUCAACUCUUGUCUUUAGAAAUCCAAAUUUCCAUAGUUAAAAUACUGCUACAGAUGUAGCAUACAAAAAAUAAAUGUGCCCCUAGCAUGAAACCAUGCCAUGACCACAGAUUGUCUGAUAUAUGACCUUAAGUGAGGAAAAUAAUGGAAUGCAGGGGUGAAAUGGUUGAGGAACUAAUGAAGGAUUAACAUAUUUUCAAAGGGUUAAAAUAAUAUAUUCUAGUUAGACACAGCUCUCUGUCAUAUCCAAGGCAGAUGUGGGAUGCAAGAAUGCUUAUAUGUGGAUAUCCAUUAGGACUGGAUCAGUGGUGGUACUCGAAACUUCUGCCAGGAAUUGAGACAUGUAUCUCAGGGUUUGAUGUGUUUGGUUGUAGGAAGCAAGGUGAUACUGAUUUUUUGUUGUUGUUGUACUAGUUUUGUAACAUGAUAAUAGAUGGCCUUUGGUAACUGAGUAGUUUACUGUUGAGGUCACAGUCUUCUACUAAACUCGGUGAGAGGCUUUCGUUAUAUACAUCCAUUCACAAGAAGCAAUCCUAUUGUUGGAAGUCUUGGCAUGCACUCUAAUUAAUCAUGUGUUUUGUCCUGCUUAACUCUUGCUACUGAAGUGAUUAUUUUGUGGCUUGCUGAAUCUAACAAGGGAUUAGUAUUUCAUUGGAUAUGCUGAACUGCUAACCCUUUUGACACAAUUAACUUCUUGUCUCAGCCAUUUAAAGUUAAAGUCAAUACUCAGCCAGGCACAUACUAGCCUCUUCAUAUGCUAUCUGUUGAGGCAUUUUGCACUGUUAAGCCGGCUUUGGAACUGCGUCCAUCCAUCAUUUACCUUGGGCUCUCUACAUACAGUAUAUGGAGGGGUUAAGAUAAUACUGUCAUGCUUGACUGGUUCUAAAAAAAGAUGCUUAUGUUUCUUUCUCUCAUUAGUCUUGUACAUACCUAAUGUACUCUGCAGCUGCACAAAAUAUUUUGUUUAUUACUAUACAUGAUGAAUAUUAAGAUUUUGGGAUAUGACACCACAUGCUUUUGUAGAUACGCACCAUUGCUUCAGAGGAAGCUAAUACCUCCUCCUACCCUGUACAUGGUGACAGCAGGAAUCUGUAUUCUUCACAAUCCAAAGUUCUUUGGUAGAGAUGAAGGUUUUAGUCUGUCAGCCGAAGAUUCUGUGUACUGAUCUCACCAAAGGUCAACAUCAGAAUCCUCUGAAUGAGAGCUGAGCUCAUACCCUGAGCACCAUAUCCUACACUUUGGGAUGUUUGCUUAAUACUUCUGUGUUAUUUUUUGUCAUAUGGGAUAUCGAAGUACUCAAGGCCUCUUCCACUGCUGAUACCAGCAGUUUACAUUCUUACAGUAGUGACCUGUCUCAAGGAUGGUAAUAUGAAAUUUGAAUUGGCAAGACUGUAUUGUUGUUAGGAUAGUGAAGAUUAAUUUAUGUGGAAUCAGUUAUUGUACUGCAAUAAUAUUUGGCUGUUUGUGAAAGACAAUUUUAGUGUUUCUUCUACACCAUAUCUGAUUUUUUCUAUUUUAUAUAAUUCUCAGUUGUCACAAGACCAAUGUAAAGGGUUGUCUGCAUAUAUCUUGCCUGUCUGUUUUUGACUGUUCAAAUAAAUGAAGUAAAAUGUGCAUCCACACA
Cryptotermes secundus is the source of this 8619-nucleotide messenger RNA. RefSeq names its product putative tricarboxylate transport protein, mitochondrial (gene sea). NCBI's taxonomy places the organism in Eukaryota, Metazoa, Arthropoda, Insecta, Blattodea, Kalotermitidae. Gene Ontology annotation, biological process: mitochondrial citrate transmembrane transport. The coding region runs from base 337 to 1293 and encodes 318 amino acids. The transcript has 6 exons. The record is from RefSeq and is a predicted model, not a curated record.